CAUAUCAACCACAACGAUUCUCAAUCCCACAUCCUCAGCCUUGUCACGCGAUCCUCUCAUCCUAUUCCAGAAAUUCCAAGAACUCUUCGCUACACCCAAUUGAAAAAAAAAUGUCUUUUCCUCCAGGCGGCACCUACUUCGACGGCAAGAAGUCCUUCAACAAUGUCACAGUCGACACGAGCAAAGACGAGGCCAUCAACACGACAGAGUUCCUCGAAGCCGCAGAAGCUGUCGCCGCCUUGUUCGAUGUGAUAGGAGGAGUCGCUUUCGGACCUGUGAAGAGCGAUAUGACGGGCAACAUCAAGAAAGUGCGAGACAGGCAACUUGCCGCACCCCUGGAGGGCGAGAACUUGCAGGAUCUUGUGAGGAAUGAGUUGAAGACUAAGAAGCAUACUGCUACUGAAGGUUUGCUUUGGUUGAAUAGAGGUCUCGACUUCACCGCCCAAGCUCUGAGGAAGAAUGUUGAUACGCCGUCUGAAGAGCUUUCAGCUUCCUUUCGCGAUGCAUAUGGAAAGACACUCAAGCAGCACCACUCUUUUCUCGUGAAACCGAUUUUCUCGGCCGCUAUGUCUGCUACUCCAUAUCGGAAAGACUUCUAUGCUAAGCUGGGUGACGAUCAGCCGAGAGUGAACAAGGAGUUGGGCGAUUGGUUAGUUGGGCUGGAGAAGAAUGUUGCGAUUCUGAACAAGUUCCUCGCGAGCAAGGAGGCGAAGUGGUAGAAAGGAUGACAUGAGCUUGAGAUCAGAGAUUGGGUACAUUGCAGGCUAUGAACCCAGGUAAAAGCAGGAAGAAAUCAUGCGUGGUGAGCUCUAGCGAAGUCCAGUCAGUGCCCGCCUGAGUACAGCACAG
This is a messenger RNA of Pseudocercospora fijiensis CIRAD86, 849 nucleotides long. RefSeq names its product putative Het-C2 heterokaryon incompatibility protein. Gene Ontology annotation, biological process: intermembrane lipid transfer; ceramide transport. The transcript is spliced from 2 exons. Bases 111 to 719 code for a protein of 202 amino acids. Gene Ontology annotation, cellular component: cytoplasm; cytosol; membrane. The record is from RefSeq and is a predicted model, not a curated record. Lineage: Eukaryota; Fungi; Ascomycota; Dothideomycetes; Mycosphaerellales; Mycosphaerellaceae. Gene Ontology annotation, molecular function: ceramide 1-phosphate transfer activity; ceramide 1-phosphate binding.